UGUGUUGUGCGGACAUAAAAAGCGCUCUCUCAAACUCAGCACGGACUUUUAGCAACGUUUUCGGCUUUUUACACAUGGAGACUUGACGAAAGACAAGCAUUCCGAUGCUGACCCGGAUCACUUCGCCGCGGUAUUUAUUAUUAAGUCAUCAGUAUCUCGGUUGUGUUUUUUUCUCUUCUUCAUCAUGGAAGCGCGUGCUUCGGGGCUUCGCACUCGCGGUCUAAUGUUCCUGGCAGUUUUGUCUCUGAUAAAACCAACUGCUGGGGCUUUUACAAGCAGCACUUUGGGGAUUGAAAGUUAUGCAUCUAUCAGCACUGGGAAUUCAGAUACAUCCACAGCUUUUUCAACUGAUCUAGCGAAUGACUUUUCAACUGAUCUUUCAACUGGUGUUUCAACUGGACUUUCAACUGGACUUUCAACUGGUCUUUCAACUGGUGUUUCAACUGGUGUUUCAACUGAUGUUUCAACUGGUGUUUCAACUGGACUUUCAACUGGUGUUUCAACUGAUCUUUCAACUGGUCUCUCAACUGGUGUGUCAACUGAUUUUUCAACUGGUGUUUCAACUGAUCUUUCAACUGAUCUUUCAACUGAUCUUUCAACUGAUCUUUCAACUGGUGUUUCAACUGGUCUUUCAACUGGUCUUUCAACUGGUGUUUCAACUGGUCUUUCAACUGGACUUUCAACUGGUGUUUCAACUGGACUUUCAACUGGUGUUUCAACUGGUGUUUUAACUGAUCUUCCAACUGGUGUGUCAACUGGUCUUUCAACCGAUUUUUCAACUGCCUCUAAAGCAGUGAGCCUUGGCUACACUUCCACAUCCAAAAGCUCAGCUCUCCAUCCGAUAUUUUCACAGAGGGAGUCUCACACUGCCACAGGUCAGAGUUCGUCCACCGAAGUCAUGAAGGGCUGGACAACAGAAAACGGAUCAGACAUGUCCACUGAUUUACCAGACUCAAGCUCUGUAUUCAGCACUAACACAGUGACGGAGUUUGAGGAUCCUUCUACAGUAGCCAACAUCACCGAUGCCUAUACAGUGGCAGAGCAGGAGCAACAUACAUCUGAGUACAGGACCAUGAGAGAUCUUACUGUGACCAAACUGACUGAGCAGGAACUGUCCAGGACAGACCAGGACACUACAGAAACUGGUUCAAACGGCGAUAGUACAUACAUCUCCACCACAAGUCGUGCUGGAGAGCGCACUCUGCUGUCCAUCAUAUCCAACAGCACCUCUACAUACGAGGAAGAUACCAGUUCUAGCAUCUCAGGGACUCAUGAUAUAACUGGGCAGCAGACGGAGACAGGGGUUACCAGCAUCUCAGGGACUCAUGAUAUAACUGGGCAGGAGACGGAGACAGGGGUUACUAGCAUCUCAGGGACUCAUGAUAUAACUGGGCAGGAGACGGAGACAGGGGUUACUAGCAUCUCAGGGACUCAUGAUAUAACUGGGCAGGAGACGGAGACAGGGGUUACUAGCAUCUCAGGGACUCAUGAUAUAACUGUGCAGGAGACAGAGACAGGGGUUACUCAGCAUAGGGAGUCCAGUGAGGAUGGGGUUUCUACUCAAUCUGUUCAUAGUACAGCAACAUCUGAUGAAUUAUCUACGAAUGCCACUCAAGAGGAAGGCGUGAAUACCAAAGACUCUCUUGGCUCCGGGAUUACCCAGUUUCAUACAGGACAGCCGACUGUCACAGGAACAAAUUUUGAGUCAAUGGCAAAAACUAGCAACCCCAGCUCCACUCCACCUCUUACAGUAAUCAACAGCUCUGACAGUGAGGUGGACAUCACUGCUAAUUCUUCCACCAACCAGAACUAUGCAGAUAUCAGCUCAUCUUCAUCCUUCGUUCCCCCACUUGUGUCAGAAAUUACUCAUACCAGUGUGUCUCACCGAUACAUUGAGACUGCUGAGACUUCUACAGGUCCUGUGAUUACCAGUACAGAUGAGAAGCCAAAUGAGCCCAUGACCUUCAAGGAAGAAACCACUAUUCCUGGUCUGACUGUUGUACCUUCCACACUCUGGGCUAUAACCACCAGUGUGGAUAAGUCCCAGUCCACUCAGCAGACAUUCAUCUCCCAAACCGAUAGUCCUCCAGAGCCCACAACGGUGCUGAGCACACUUGCAGAACCUUCAACCCGCAUGCCAGCACUCACAGUGGAGGACAAACAUAAGGGUAGCACUGUCCCUGUUACUAGCACCACAUUAGAUAGCAUGGGCACGACAGCAGUGUUUACAAUACAUCAAUUUCAAGCCAGUACCACUACAGAAGCUCAAAGUACACCACACAGUACCCUCUCUGCCACGGAGACCACUAAGAAGACCGCACCCACCACAGAAAAGCAUCACCCCACGACUGGAACAGCUACUCCUUCUCUGUCUGCUAGCUCAUCCCAAUCUGGACCUGGUGCUACUGAUGUAAGCACACUACACUUUGAGAACAGCACUGCUACACCAGGCAGCACCACGUCACACAGACAGCACACCACUGCAUCCUACAAUAAGACCACUUCGACAACAAGCACUGCUGCAAUAUCAACAGGAAACCAUACUGCCACUAAAGCCACAACCACAGAGAUGCCUGAGAAGUUAAGCCUGACCCCUGGCCACAUGUGUAAGCCUCAGAUGUGUGGAAAUGGAGGCAAAUGUGUCUUGAUGUCGGUUGGCUACAGGUGUGAGUGUCUGCCUGGCUGGAGAGGAGAAAACUGCCGCGAAGAUGUGGAUGAGUGCGCGAGCAACCCGUGCCCUCAAAAGUCAAAGUGUGUCAACACCAGGGGCUCAUUCAGCUGUUACUGUGACUUUGGUUAUGACAUGCAAGAUGGACGAAGCUGUACAAAAACCAAGACGUUCUUGGUGAUUUUCAGUAUAAACGGUUCUCUGCAUGAAUCGCACACAGAGAUCUUACAGUUGUUAAAUGCCUCACUAUCCAACUUGCAUGGUUAUAGGCGUUCAACUCUGCUGAAUUUGGAGAGUCUGGAAAUCUUGACUGUGAACAUGUUUUCAAUGUCUGCUAAUGUGACCAGAAACGACAUCUUUCAAAGGAUCCAGACGUCCAUCACAAACUGCAACAACUCACAGUCCCACUGUUCCUUAAAGCUUCAAUACCACCUCCCUUAUCAAGUACUGAGUCUGUGCGUACCCCAGGACAAAGGAUGUGACACAGAGUAUGGUGUGUGGAAUGAUACUAAUGGAACCCCAUACUGCCAGUGCCAUGAAGAAUACUUCAAAAAUAAACAAAGGGACAGCACCCCUAGAGACUGUGGCAAUGGCUUUAAACUUGUUAAUGGAACUUGUAUAGAAUGUCCGUUUGGAUUCGGUGGAUUCAAUUGCAAUAAUUUUUAUGAGCUGAUAGCAAAGGUGGUUUCUCCUGCUGCUGGGGGUUUGUUGCUCAUAAUCAUCAUUGCUCUCAUUAUAGCCUGCUGCAGGAAAGACAAAAAUGACAUUAACAAAAUCAUCUUCAAAAGUGGGGAUCUUCCAAUGUCUCCAUGUGGUGAAUUUCCCAAGAGUAAUCGUGUAUCAAUGGAGUGGGGCAGGGAGACCAUUGAAAUGCAAGAAAAUGGCAGUACUAAGAAUCUCCUGCAGAUGACGGAUAUCUAUUACUCUCCAGCUUUGCGAAAUGCUGAUCUGGAGAGGAAUGGGCUCUAUCCAUUCUUAGGCCUGCCUGGUUCACGGCACUCCUGCAUUUACCCAGCACAGUGGAACCCAUCAUUCAUCAAUGACGACACACGGCGGAGGGAUUAUUUUUGACCCAACACUGCCUGGGACCAAAUCAGCAGGGCUCUUAUGAGAAAUGUAGCAGAAGUCCCGUAGCAAUUAGGACUAACUGUGGAUAGGGACUACACUGAGCAAUACGUGGCCUAUGAAUGUGAAAAUGAGCUGGCAAGAAAGAAAUUAAAAUCAUUUCAUCCACUUUUUAGAACUGUGAAAUAUUCACAAGGUGAAUUGUGUUCAGUUGAAAUGCUAUUAGCAAAUUGUUGCACUUCAGUCCUUCAACACAUAAGUUUGAUCUCAAAUAGAAUAAGCCAUAGAAGUAACACAUUUAAAGUAAGGCAAAUGAUACACCUGCUGGGGUGGUGGAAAUGUGUGCAUACUGUAUGUCUGUACAAGCUUACUGUAUUUAAACAUUUGUAGGAGAUCUCUUUAAAAGCUGGUAAACUGUACAAAUGGUAUAUUGCUGUAGAUCGUUUUAUCAGUAGAUGUAGCAGGACAAAGUAUAGGUCCUUAUAUUAACAUCCACUUAAGGACAUACAGUAAACUAAAAUGCACUUGGUGCUUUUUCUUUACAUCCUGUAGCUUAUGGUGCUAUACCCACCAUACCACAAUGAAGAGUGAAACAGUUUAUUUAUUUAAUUAACUUAAUGUAAUUUUCAGAUACAUAUGCAUUUUAGUUAGAUAUAAUUUCUCAAAUCAUGCUCUCUGUAGCAAUCGUGUGUGUGUGUGUUUGCUAUGUUUGUGUUUAUAAGGUGUACCAUAUUUUUGUCAAUAACUUGCGUUUUUUAAAUAACUGAAGUAUUAUUAUUAUUAUUAUUAUUAUUAUUAUUAUAUUUUGCCUACCAAUAUUUUUUUCUCUCCUGUGGAUGGUCACAUAAAUCUGGCGUUUUAGUCAGACAUAUUUAAAUAAAGCAGCAGUGAUGUUAAA
Molecule: messenger RNA, 4631 nt
Organism: Clarias gariepinus (North African catfish)
Lineage: Eukaryota; Metazoa; Chordata; Actinopteri; Siluriformes; Clariidae
Gene: heg1
Product: heart development protein with EGF-like domains 1
Exons: 13
Coding region: 185-3739 (1184 amino acids)
Biological process (GO): heart development
Molecular function (GO): calcium ion binding
Source: RefSeq, a predicted model, not a curated record